AUGUACACUACUCUUCCAGCGUCGGCGCCUGCCACGCGACUACAGCGCAGAGGACUUGGCGUGCGGACGAUGGCUGCUGGCUGGGUGCUAAUGCUGAUGAUAGCGGCGCUGGUGGGCGCCACCGCCGCCGCCGCCGCCGCCGAAGACGACGACGAACCGCCCCCACCCACGUCAUCGCCCUCGCCCUCGCCCUCGCCCUCGCCCUCGCCCUCGCCCCCGCCCGCCCCCGCGAGCGAGCGGGCGCCGCGGCCCGCGCUGGGCUACAGCUCUUGCACGUGCCAGGAGGUGACGGCGGGCGGCGGCGCGGGCGGUGAGGGCGGCGCGGGCGGCGAGGGCGGCGAGGGCGGAGAGGGCGGCGAGGGCGGCGAGGGCGGCGAGGGCGGCGAGGGCGGCGAGGGCGGCGAAGGCGUCGACGGGGUCGAGGGCGCCGAGGUGACUUGCAACUGCAGCAGCGCGGGCUCCGUCGUGGUGCAGAAAGACGUGCAGAGCCUCUUCCUGUCCGAGGCGGCCGACCUGCGCGUCGUGGAAGAGGACGUUCUGCGCGGCCUGCACCACCUGCGCACCUUUGACAUCACCGAGGCUCCGCUGUUGUCUUCGCUGCCUGACAGCCUAUUGGAAGGGGUUUCACGCAACUUCAGGACACUACGAGUGGUCCGGACUGGUUUACUGGAAGUUCCACGUCUGCAGUGGACUGAAGGAGAACCCUUGCACAUGCUAGAUUUAGAGAGCAACCGGAUCCGCGAAUUGCAUUCAAACAACUUGCAAGUGAAAGCUGAGCUUGUGAUCCUCAGCUACAACGCGAUCGAACAAGUGGAGAGCUGGGCCUUCAACGGAUCGCUCAUCGCCAAACUGAGCCUGCGCGGCAACCGGGGCCUGCGGAGCCUGGCGGCCGACGCCUUCGCCGGCCUGAGCGGCCUCCACGACCUGGACCUGUCGGAGACGGCGAUUGCGGCGCUGCCCACGCGCGGCCUGCAGAGCCUGGAGGUGCUGCGGGUGCAGGGCACCGCCUCGCUCACCGUCAUCCCGUCCAUCUACAACUUCCAGGUGCAUUUUACAUUCUCUUACCCCCUCCCCCCCAAUUACUUUUAUUCUCAUUUUCUGCUCAGGCUCCAGCUGUCCGUGUACACGCUGGCCGUGCUGACGCUGGAGCGCUGGGUGGCCAUCACGUACGCGCUCUACCUCAACAAGCGGCUCAAGCUGCGCGCCGCCGUCUACAUCAUGGCCGCGGGCUGGGCCUACGCGCUCGGCAUGGCCGCGCUGCCGCUGCUGGGCGUCAGCAGCUACGCCACCACCAGGCGUAUAAGAAUCCGUUGGAAGUCCAGCCAGUGCCUUUUAUCCCCUUUGGCCUCUAGCGUCUCACGUCAGUUAGAUCGCCCUGGUGGUUUGCCCAGACCGUCCUCUUCUUGCCAUGUGUAUGUGUGUGCUUUGGUGUGCGCUGGCAUCUGUCUGUGCCGAUGGAGGCGUCCGUUGUUCCGAGUUCCAGGUCAGUUGCCUUUUAUCCCUUUGGCCAGGGUCUCGACGUCGGCGUUAGAUCGGCCCGGGCGUGCCCAGGACCGUCCUAUGCGUGUACAUUGGUGUGCGCAGCAUCUGCCUGCCGAUGGAGGCGUCCGAUUGAGUCAGUCAGCGGCCUUUUAUCCCCUUGGCCAGGGUCCGACGUCGUUAGGGUCGCCCCGGGGUUCCCCAGACCGUCCUCUUCUUGACAUGUAUAUGUGUGCCAUUGGUGUGGCGCCGCAGCAUCUGCCUUAG
Messenger RNA from Gryllus bimaculatus (two-spotted cricket), 1746 nucleotides. Lineage: Eukaryota; Metazoa; Arthropoda; Insecta; Orthoptera; Gryllidae. The record is from the annotation of a GenBank genome assembly.